This is a messenger RNA of Sabethes cyaneus, 1412 nucleotides long. RefSeq lists its product as uncharacterized. The record is from RefSeq and is a predicted model, not a curated record. Lineage: Eukaryota; Metazoa; Arthropoda; Insecta; Diptera; Culicidae. The transcript is spliced from 4 exons. The coding region runs from base 215 to 1327 and encodes 370 amino acids.
UUCAAAGAUUCAUAUUUUCUAAUCAUCAUUGUCAGUGCAAAUAACACUUACUGCAGUAUUAGAAACCACGCGACGCUCAGGGCGCCAGUUAGCAACGUACUAUUAUUUGAAUGCCGAACUCAUAGGAAAAUCGCUUGCUAGCGAGUUUCAAACCAACAACUUGAAAGUGGAAAGUUUGGACAUUUCACCAGCAGCGUCUAUCGGCGAUAACUAUAUGAGUGAUGUAUUUCGCAUUCUUGUUAAAUUUCGUACUUCACCGACGGAGUCGGUCGUGCAACAGCUAUCAUUGGUGGUAAAAUGUUUACCGAGCAGCGGCCAUCGCGGCUCGGUAAUCGAGGAAAUGAUCGUGUACGAAAAAGAAGCGGAAAUGUUUCUGAACGUUGUUCCGGCGCUAUCGAAAUUAGCCAACAAUGAAUUUUUUGCCGCCAAAUGCUACUAUGCCACGCGCGUUCCGGAACGCAUGCUGAUGUUCCACGAUCUCAAAUCGUUGAACUACGUCAUGUCCAAUCGCCAUGCCGGGCUAGACUUCGAUCAUUGUGCGUUGAUCAUGAAGAAAAUCGGUAAAUUUCAUGCCGCGUCGAUACCGUACGCCGAACGCAACAUGGAUCUGAUGAACAAGUACUUCCACUUCAACAUGUUUAAUCCGUCCGUUGAGAAGAAAAACGACUGUAUUAAUGUGAUCUUUGAACAAGGCUUGGCCACGCUCAUUGAAGUUGCGGAAAACAGCUGGGAUAAUUUUGAUCCAAAAAUACUAACGAAGCUUAAGAAGUUACUACCGAUAUACGUAACAAAACUUGAAGCAUGUCUAACGCAGAAAUUCGACGACGGUUUUAAGGUGUUGAAUCACGGAGAUUUAUGGUGCAACAACAUGCUUUUCAAGUACGGCGGACAAUCCGGAAAAGUUGAGGAUGUAGUUUUCGUUGAUUAUCAGAUUUGCUUCUAUUCAAGUCCGGGUGUGGAUCUCAACUAUGCCAUCGCGAACUGUCCAAACCUAGCGACCCGAGAUCGAUCCGACGAACUGGUUGCUAUCUAUUAUCAAGCUCUAGCAGAGACGUUAAAAUCUGUUGGGUAUCCGAAAAUCCCAUCCCUAGACGAUGUACAGCACGAAAUCCGGAGGAUGGAAUUUUUCGCUCUGGUUUCGGUCGUUUCGAUACUUCCCAUCGUGAUGAUGGAGAAGACGGAUUCGUUCGAGGUUAGCUUCGAAUCGUUCAUUGACGAAGAAUUGGCAGCGAAAGCUCGCAAGUUACAGUACAGCGGGAAAACAUUCCAGGCCAUAGUGAAACCGAUGCUGAAGCGAUUCGACGAGCGAGGACUGUUGGAUGUGUGACGAUAAAGUUUAAUGUUUUGUUUUCAACAGUAUUUUUAAACAGUGAACGGUGCAUCCCUGUGGACGUGAACCAUUCAAUUGUAUA